AUGACAGUGGUAGGUUUCUGUUGAUGAAAUUGGAACAAAGUUAUUGAUUUCAGCCAAUUUGUUUUCUCCUGGAGGUACUGUCAUCUCAUCGAAAAUCCAUUCAACGGAAGAUUCAACUUAUUAUCUAUAUGAUCAGCAUACUACUGAUUAGAAUGUAUUUCAACGGGUUUUCAUCGGCGAAGUUCACUGCUCUGGACAAUGCAGCAGCUUUUUUAGAAGUCCGACAUUUUCGGGUAAAAAUCAAUAGUUUAGUUAAAAAUACCGGAAAAGCUUUUAGGUUAUAAAUUAUGUUUAUUUGUGGUUCUACCACGCGUUUCUUUUGGCUUUCCCUUUUCAAUUGUGCUUCGACUAUUCUAUGGGCUGUAUAAGCACGAUAACUUCCUGGACGGAUUUUCGUGCUGCAACCACUUUCAUUUUAUGCCUUUCCCCUUUCCUGAUUUAUAGAGUCCUUUCUAAUCUUUCAAAAGAACACAGAAGGUAACAGAAAUAAUAAAAUUGGAAUAAAAAAUAUAUUUUAGGCUGUUUUUAUUUGGCUUGAGUUCUGGAGCCUUGUCUUUUCUUCCUUGUACGAAUAUUUUCUUCACUGUUGGUUUCACUGUUGCUGAACGGGUUCUUUACUUACCUUCUUUCGGGUUUUGCCUUCUUGUGGCUAUUGGGUAUCAAAGAACUAAAAGGCACAUUAAAAACUUGGAUUUUAUUGUGCUUGGUGUUCUCAUCCUGGCUGCUUCAAAAACUUUCACAGUGAGUUUCGAUAAAGAGCUUCCAAGUAAUUUGAAAAACUUUCAGAGAUCAGAGCAAUGGCGCAGCGAAUACAGUCUGUACAGAAGUGGAAUUGAUGUCUGUCCAAAGAACGCUAAGAUCCACUAUAAUCUGGGAAAAGUUCUUGGAGAUCUGGGAAACGUUAGAGAUGCUGAGCGGAAUUAUUGGCGGGCCAUCAGGUUGGACUUUAAAAAAGGCUUCGAAUGAGAAAGAUUUUCAGAUUGAAUCCCUCUUAUGAACAAGCUUUGAACAACCUCGGCAAUCUACUCGACAAGAUCGGAGAACGAGAAACUGCUGAGAAUUUACUUUUGAGAGCAGUGAAAACUCGUCCAAAUUUUGCAGCUGCUUGGAUGAAUCUGGCAAUCACUCAGAUGAACUUGUUUAAAUACUUAGUAAAGAAUUCGUAGGACUGAAUUUUGCGAAAAAGAAAGUUAAGGAAGCCGAAAUUUCGUUCAUGACAUCUCUGCGUCUUCGGCCGGAUUCGCCUCAUUGCUACUUCAACCUAGGAGUGUUGUACCAGAAAACCGAUAGAAACCAACUAGCAAAAGCUGCCUGGUAUAACGCCACAAGGUAAAUUUAUCUAACAGUUUUUAUUUCUUCAUCGAAAUUCAGACUUGAUCCAUACUACGAGAAAUCCUGGAUUAACCUGUUUGUGGUGCUAUACGACCUGGGAGAGUGCGAAGAGUUAAUCCAACUCUCGGCGGAAGCUCUAUCGAAAGUACCUAAUGAAAGCGGGAUCCACAUGCAGCUUGGCACCUGCAUCGCUCAUUUAGGGGAUUAUGGACGCGCCGAGACUUUUAUUAAAACUGCCAUCCUCAUGAAUCCUACCGUCGCACUUUAUCGUGCAAAUCUAGGUGAGUUAAAACGGGUAGAACUGCAAUGAGUAAGAUCUUAAAAAUGAAACAUACUUUUCUCGUUGACUUUUCUAGAAAAAAAAAGCACGAAGUGUCUUUUUUGCUUCUCAAUAAAAUCUCCGAGAAAAGGAUUCAACGCUGAUUUUUAUGAGUAAGCUUGAUAGAACCCCAGUUUACUCGAAAAGUAGCGCGGUUAGAUUUGCAAACCUAAUCAAAGUAAUUUCCGCGAAAAACAAAAUGAUCUGUGACUAUCCAAAAUUUAGUUUCAUUUUUCUUUCCCUAGCGGCAGUUUUGAAUUUUGCGGAAUCAUUUGAAACACGCCGUGAUAAAUUGGAAAGUUUGUGACAAAAGUCGAUAUAUUUUUAAGGAGUAUUGUAUCAACGAAACGAGCGAUAUUCCGAAUCCGCGAAGGAGUACGAAGCGGCUUUGAAACUCGACCCGAAUUGCAUCACAGCCGCGUCAAAUCUGCACGCUGUACAGUCAAUUCUUUCAAAGAACAGAACUCGAACAAACUACAACCUCUGA
Caenorhabditis auriculariae is the source of this 2138-nucleotide messenger RNA. The record is from the annotation of a GenBank genome assembly. NCBI's taxonomy places the organism in Eukaryota, Metazoa, Nematoda, Chromadorea, Rhabditida, Rhabditidae.